AUGACUGGCACGCAAAAGAGUAAGAAGACUGAGCAGAAAGAGAAAAAGAAGAUUAUCGAGGACAAGACCUUUGGUUUGAAAAACAAGAACAAAUCAAAGAAAGUCCAACAACAAAUUAAAAGCAUCCACAACACAGUGAUGCAAGUUCAUGACAAGAAGGUGAAGAAAGAACUUGAAGAGAAGGAACAAAAACGUCUUGAAAAGUUGGCCCAAAAGAAGAGAGAACAAGAAUUGAAGGACUUGUUUAGAACCGCUGAUGAUAAGAAGGAAGACGAAGUUGUUCAAGCCUCAUCCUCCGAAGAACAACCAACUGAUGGAGAAGAAAUUACCUACGAUUCAAUCGAGCAAGAAAUCAAGGAUGAAGCCGAACUCACUAUCGAGGAAAUUGUUGAGAAGGAGAGAGCUAAAAUCAUUAACGGUACACCGGUUACAUUGGAGUCCUUUACAAAAUGGAAGCAAUUCAAAGUUGAACAACAAAGAAAAGAAAAGGAGCGUGAGCACAAGCUGCAAAUGGCACUCUAUGAAAAAUCUGGACAUGGUCUCUCUGGUCGUGAAUUGUUUAAGCUCAAUCAAUCUCUUUUCGUGGACGAUGAAGAGGCUGACGAUACAGUUUACCAAAUUCCAGAAGAUGCCAUCGACGAAGAUUUGUUCUUGGAGGGUGACGAAGAGGAUGCUGAGGAUGAAAUUCCUGAAGAAAUUGAUGAAGAGUACGACCCUUCUACUUGGAAGGAAAAGCAAACUCCAAAAGAAUUGUUAUUGGCCUACACGCAAAUUAAAAAGUACCCAGACGCAAAAUUCGAAAAAUUGCCAAAGCAGUCACCACAAGAGCAAGGUGAGAGAAUUUCUGUCAUCAUAGAGAAACCUGUGAAAAAGGAAUUUAUUUUGUCAAAGGUUUUCCCUAGUCGUAAACUGGCAGAGCAUAAUGCAAGUUUGGUGGCCUAUAGAUGGCUGCAAAAGUAUGAUGAGAAACAAAAGAAGGCCAGUGAAAGCAAGCAAGAAUAA
Naegleria lovaniensis is the source of this 1002-nucleotide messenger RNA. RefSeq lists its product as uncharacterized. Gene Ontology annotation, molecular function: mRNA binding. NCBI's taxonomy places the organism in Eukaryota, Heterolobosea, Eutetramitea, Acrasida, Naegleriidae. The coding region runs from base 1 to 1002 and encodes 333 amino acids. Gene Ontology annotation, biological process: cytoplasmic translation. The transcript has 2 exons. Gene Ontology annotation, cellular component: cytosol. The record is from RefSeq and is a predicted model, not a curated record.